CUUUAAAGAAAAACCACCACCAUCUAGAUUACAAGACAAAACCAUACUUGUCUAUCCUUGUACAGCUCUACAUCAUCUUUGGAUUAUUUCUUAAACUUUCAAAACUCAAAAAAAAAUUCCAUAUCUUUGUCCGAUUUAUCAUCCCCACGGAUUCUCCGUCACAACGUUUGUUGGUUGUGACAUCGUGACAACCUCUCUCUCCUGUCCAGCCGUUGGAUUUCAUAGGAAUGUUCAUCGGACGGUUGUUAUUUACAGCACAAAAAACACAUUUUUCCAUUCUCGAGCUAGUAUGUUUUGUUUUUGAAGGAAUCUGAAACCCAAACUUGGGAAGAUGAUUACGUACACGCCCAACUUUUUGAGUAAGAAAUUGAAAAUACGGUUAAAGUAGAGGAUCCGGUUCGGUUCCAGACCGGGUUGUUCUGACUGACAAUAUAAAUAAAUAUACUCCAAUAUGGAGAAAAAAACAGAGACUCAAAACAGAGAAGAUUGACUUUGAAGUUGAAGAAUACUGGACUGUUAUGGAUCAAGCUCCAGAGCCCAUGAUUUCUGACCGGGUGAUAAUCAAUGGGGUCGUUAAACCCAUGACUCUUUCCGCUGAAGGUCAGCUCCGGUGGUCGGAUCGUUCUCUGGACGUGGAAAAGGAGGUUCUGGGUUUUGCAGUUGAAGGUUCCAAGAUUAAAAUCAGGUCUGUUGUGGAAACUUCUGCUGGAUUUUGCUGCGGUGAUAGCAGAGGUUCUCUGACUAGAAAAAGCUUCAACUUUGAACCUUCUUCCCUUGAUUCUUUGCGGGUUUGGUGCGAAAAGCUCCAACAGUACAUCGAUUCUCUCGGUCGACCCAAGAGACUGUUUGUGCUUGUGAAUCCGUAUGGAGGGAAGAAAUUCGCUUCGAAAGUCUUUAUUGACGUUGUAAAACCACUUAUGGAGGAUGCAAAUAUUGAAAUCACAGUACAAGAAACUAAGCACCAGGGACAUGCAAAGGAGGUAGCUUCCACCUUGGAGCUAGCUAAGUACGACGGUAUUGUUUGUGUUAGUGGGGAUGGAAUUUUAGUUGAGGUAGUAAAUGGAUUGCUUGAAAGGAGUGAUUGGAAUAAUGCCAUAAGGAUGCCUAUUGGCUUAGUGCCUGCAGGAACUGGAAAUGGAAUGGCAAAGUCUCUUUUGGAUUCAGUUGGUGAACCUUGCGCACCAGCUAAUGCUGUUCUUGCAAUAAUUCGAGGGCAUAAGCGUUCACUGGAUGUUGCUACCAUCUCUCAGGGGCAUGCCAAAUUUUUCUCCGUGUUGAUGCUUGCUUGGGGUCUGGUGGCUGAUAUUGACAUUGAAUCUGAGAAGUAUAGAUGGAUGGGUAGCGCUCGCAUUGACUUCUAUGCCAUUAAACGAAUAUGCAGUCUGAGGAAGUACAAUGGCGCCAUAAAGUUUGUUCCUGCUCCGGGUUAUGAGUCUUAUGGAGAAGCUGUUAAUGACGAAGUUGGAGUGGCUACCAGCGAUAGUGAAUCUGUCAAGGCUCAUGGCUAUGGCUAUCAAGGUCCGGAUCUUGACAUAAAGAAUCUUAGUUGGCGGAAGAUUAGUGGCCCAUUUGUUUCAAUCUGGCUUCAUAAUGUACCAUGGGGAGCUGAAGAAACCAUGGCGGCACCAGAUGCCAAGGUUGUCCUCUCUUCUUUCUAUGAUUAGACUGAUUUCUGAGGUUGAUUGUGUUUAUUCGAAGGUUAGGCAUUGUAGGGAGAUGGACACGUGGCUGGGAAUUUUUAAACUCAAACUGCGGUUGUAGUUAUUUUACUACUUUUUCCUCGCCGAAAACUGAAAAAAGUUGUGGCUACCACAUUUUUAACUUCAACUAUAUCUCUAUGUGACAUUAAUUUACCAGUUGUUUCAACUUCUACUAACAGUUUUUCCAUGGUUGGUCAUAUAGUUUUCGGAUGGCUAUUUGGAUUUGAUUAUGUUUAGAGACUGCACAAAGUUGGGGUUACUCUCGCUGAUGACGGAAAUGAACAAUGGAGGUCAUGUUAAAUCACCAUAUGUCCAGUACCUCAAGGUGAGUUUCCUGUUUAUAUUGAGAGUCAUUUGUCUGCUUUGGAAAAAUAAUGUUUGAACAUGAAGUCGUUCUAGGUUUCAAAACAGCAAUGCAGUAAGAGUUGGGUUUUUUUUUUUUUGGGUGGUUGUUGUUUGUUAAGAAGUUCUGUUCAAUUUAGAGUUUGCUUUGUCCUGCAUUAGCAAAUGUUCCUUCUACUCAGUCUAGUCUUUGCACUUCUAUUCAUUUCGUGAAGAGUGCAACUUAAACCAUCUGAAGACCUUAUCCAGGAAAGGGGGUACAAAAGAUAUAUUAGCUUAUACUAGUGAGUAGCAUAUGGCAUUUAAUAAGAUAGCUGAGAUUUUGGUGGUAUUCCAGAGCCAUGUAAAAGAACCUCAUGAGGGUGGUAAUUGGGUUGUGUUCCAUAGGUUGGAAGUUGGAAAAUUCUUGUGAAACAUAGUUCAACGAGUCAAGAUUGACAUCGUAGGUUGAGUUUCAGUUUCCGCCCUGGGUUUGUGCUACCCAUAUUUAUUUCCAUUGCUAUGAAUGUUUAAUCGUUUGAGUAAGCAGGUUGUGUCUUGUCAAAGAUUGUCACCCCAUGAUGGGAUGGUUAUAAUUUUUUGCACCACCAAAUACAGGUAAAAGCUUUCAUUUUGGAGCCUGGAACACUCAAUUCCGAUCCAGCCAGGGAAGGCAUUAUCGAUGUUGAUGGCGAGGUUCUGGCGAGGGGGAAAGGAACAUAUAAAUGUGAGCAGAAGGCAUUAAUGGCAUAUGACAAGCUAUUCAUCAAGGUUGAUCAAGGAUUGGCAACAUUAUUUUCUCCUGUUUAGCAUAAUUUUGCCCUUACAUAUGAGUUCGUAUCACAUUGUUUAGUUAACACAGAUCACAAAUGUAGUGUGUGUUUUUCCUGGCGAUCCAUCUACAGAUAUACUCUCUCUGUUCCAAAACAAUAGUCCAUUUUAAGUUUUCAGAUUUUUACUAUUUUUAAUGUAAAUUUCAAAAUGUAAUGUGGAUUAUUUCUUUGGAAUAGAGAGAGUAUUUAUUUGGGGAGAUUCUCAGGAAGUAUAGUUCAAAGACCAAAAGUAUUGUUCUUGUAAUUAGUUCAUGAUGAACUCUUUUUAGCAAUGAAAACUUUUAUUCUCAUCCCAGC
Oldenlandia corymbosa var. corymbosa is the source of this 3151-nucleotide messenger RNA. Lineage: Eukaryota; Viridiplantae; Streptophyta; Magnoliopsida; Gentianales; Rubiaceae. The record is from the annotation of a GenBank genome assembly.